Molecule: messenger RNA, 1220 nt
Organism: Lonchura striata (white-rumped munia)
Lineage: Eukaryota; Metazoa; Chordata; Aves; Passeriformes; Estrildidae
Gene: MPV17
Product: mitochondrial inner membrane protein MPV17
Biological process (GO): regulation of mitochondrial DNA metabolic process
Cellular component (GO): mitochondrion; cytoplasm; membrane
Molecular function (GO): channel activity
Source: RefSeq, a predicted model, not a curated record
ACUUGGCAGAGCGGGACGCCUGUGCCAUGGGCUUUGGGGCAGGCACUUGGCAGAGCGGGACACCUGUGCCAUGGGCUUUGGUGCAGGCACUUGGCAGAGCGGGACGCCUGUGCCAUGGGCUUUGGUGCAGGCUGGGGAGCUGCAGCUAGGACAGGGCUGGAACAGGCUCAGGCAUCCUGGGGCAGGGGGCCCAGCUGUGGGCAAGUCACACGGGGGUCUGGCCUGCCUAAAUGGGCUGUGCUGGUUGCAGGGGCCCUCAUGGGAGCUGGAGAUGUGAUUGCACAGCAGCUGGUGGAGCAGCGGGGGCUGCAUGGGCACCACUGCCUCCGCACCCUGAAAAUGAUGGGCAUUGGCUUCUGCUUUGUGGGCCCUGUUGUGGGCAGCUGGUACAGGAUUCUGGAUUGGCUCAUCCCUGGGAAUACAAAAGUUGUGGCUGUGAAGAAGGUGAUCCUGGACCAGGGGGGUUUCGCUCCGUGCUUCCUUGGCUGCUUCCUGGCUGUCACAGGGGCCACGAAUGGGCUGUCGGUGGAGGAGAACUGGUCCAAGAUCCAGCAGGACUACAUGGAUGCCCUGAUGACCAAUUACUGUAUCUGGCCACCCGUGCAAAUUGCGAACUUCUACUUCGUGCCUCUGCAGCACAGGCUGGCUGUUGUCCAAUGUGUUGCCAUCGUCUGGAACUGCUACCUGUCCUGGAAAGCGAAUCGGAUGUGAGGCACAAUCCGUGUCCUGUGCCUGUGCCCGGCCUGUGCGCUCCAGACCAGCACAACUCGGAGCCCUGGCCAUGGGCACGCGUGGCCGUGGGCAGGCUGGGAUACACGGGGUCCUGCAGCAGCCAUCCUGCGCUUUUCUCAGGGGAACACCAUCCCCUAUGGCCACGGCCUCCUGCCCCAGGGAGAAGAUGGUGCCAGGACAGGCCUGGAUCUGCUCCAGCCAUGCUGUGCAGCGACUCUGCCCACGGUGCACUUCUCUCUCUGUGCUCAGCCAUUUCCAAGCCCUGCACACGGGGUGCUCCUGUCCUGAGUGUCACUCUGACCUUCCCCACAGCACAUCCCGAGGGAAAAGAGGAGUGGAAAUGGAGCAGGACUGGCCCUGGGCUGGCUGUGCUGUGGGCGCAGAACUGGGCUCACUGCAGGCUGGGGAUGCUCCCCCUGAAAACAGGGUUUGCUGUAGCUCUGCUGUGGACAGUCGAAGCAUCAAUAAACAGUCGUCUUCACUUUUGA